Molecule: messenger RNA, 2367 nt
Organism: Elaeis guineensis (African oil palm)
Lineage: Eukaryota; Viridiplantae; Streptophyta; Magnoliopsida; Arecales; Arecaceae
Source: RefSeq, a predicted model, not a curated record
UUUUUUUUUUCCCCUUUACUUUUCUCUUUGCUCCCACCUCCCCCUCCCUCGCUAAGCGCACGACGUAGCCAGUGGGCAGUAGUCUCUCAGAGCCCCUCUCUCUCUCCUCUCUUCUCACUUCUUCUCUUCUUCCAUUCUUCACCUUCCCCAGUCCCCAACUCCCGAAAAGAAAUAGGAAAAAAGUUACAUUUUAGACCCUCCCACCCCUGAGAAACAUGAAAGUCCAUUCUAGAAACAUUCUCUCAGAUCAGUCCAUGAGGCUUUCUAUGCUCUUCUCUUAAGGGAGUUCGCUCGCUUUCUCUCUCCUCCCCUGUUUCAUUUUUUCUCAGUUUUCUCCUCCGCCGUGAAACCUUCGGAUAUGGAGAGGAAGCGGGGGUUCUUCGCGGCGCUGAAGGAAGAGGUGGUGAGGGGGCUGUCGCCGGCAAGGUCCCGGGCGAAGAGCCCGGCGAGGAGUCCGUCGCCGAUGGCCGGGCUGCUGCUGCCGAGGCGGCGGAGGGCUGGGCGCAGCCGCCACCAUUCGCUGGCGAACCUCCCGGAGCCGCUGAUCGCGAGAUCCGGGAGCUUCCGGCCCGUUGGGGAGGCGCUGGCCCCGCUCGUGGAAGGUCCUGAGACGGACACCGCCGCGGACGGCGGCAGGGAGUCGCGGCGGGAGGGGGGCUGGGGCCACUGGGUCCGUAGCCAGCUCUCCGGCAGCGGCGCCUCCUCCUCCUACAACCGCCGCUCCGACCUCCGCCUCCUCCUCGGAGUCAUGGGCGCCCCCCUAGCUCCCAUUCACGUCAACUCCGCCGACACUCCCCCCCACCUCAGCAUCAAGAGCACACCCAUUGAGACCUCGUCGGCGCAGUACAUAGUGCAACAGUACACGGCGGCGUCGGGAGGCCUCAAGCUCCAGAGCUCCAUCCGGAACGCGUACGCCAUGGGGAAGGUGCGGAUGGUGGCGUCGGAGUUCGAGACGGCGACCAAGGUGAUGAAGAACCGCGGCUUGUCACGGGCCGUGGAGUCCGGCGGCUUCGUCCUCUGGCAGAUGGCCCCCGACAUGUGGUACGUCGAGCUCGCCGUCGGAGGCAGCAAGGUCCACGCCGGCUCCAACGGCAAGCUCGUGUGGCGCCACACCCCCUGGCUCGGCGCCCACGCCGCGAAGGGUCCCGUUCGCCCCCUCCGCCGAGCCCUCCAGGGACUUGAUCCGUUGACCACAGCAAGCAUGUUUGCUAAUGCCCGGUGCAUUGGAGAGAAGAAGGUCAAUGGGGAGGAUUGCUUCAUUCUCAAGCUCUGUGCUGAUCCGCAGACACUGAAAGCUAGAAGCGAAGGCCCGGCAGAGAUCAUAAGGCAUGUCCUCUUUGGCUACUUCAGCCAGCGAACCGGGUUGCUCAUCCACAUGGAGGACUCGCACCUUACCCGAAUCCAAUCCAAUGCCGGCGGCGAUGCUGUGUACUGGGAGACCACCAUCAACUCCUUCCUCGAUGAUUACCGUCCGGUCGAAGGCAUAAUGAUAGCCCAUUCGGGCCGCUCGGUGGUCACCCUGUUCCGGUUUGGUGAAAUGGCCAUGAGCCACACCAAGACAAGGAUGGAGGAGGCGUGGACGAUCGAGGAGGUGGCCUUCAAUGUCCCUGGCCUCUCCAUGGAUUGCUUCAUUCCUCCAGCCGAUAUAAAGUCCGGCUCCAUCAGCGAAACCUGCGAGCUGCCCGGAGGUGAGAGGGCAAGGACCAGCAUGGUCCACCGGUCCAGGGUGGCUGCGGUGGAGAAGCCGCAGGAUGCCGGCGAGAAGAUCGUUUGGAGGGUUGAAGUCUAGUUCUGGGAGAAGUGGAUUGAAUUGUUCAUACUAGUAGCCUCAUUCUUAUUAAAACUGACCCACCAUGGAAUGUAGGUUGGUAGACUGACUUGAGGUAGUUUUUGGUAAUGGUUUGUCCUCUGUAAAUAGGAGCUUAAUUGUUCACAGGUCUUACUUCUCACACAGGGCCUGGGUGAAUCUUUAUACUCUGAAUGCAGAAUUCUUGGUAGAUGGGUUGGUGAGAAGUAUCACUACUGUGGGAUGGGGAGUGAUUUCUUCCUUCCAUGCCCAAAGAAUCUUGUUUGUGCUGGUGGUUUGGAACUAAUACUAAUUCUCUUUGCGGGUGGCGCCAGCAACUCGACCGACCAGCCGGGAUGUUGCAGCUCAGAUGGCCUUCAAAAAUUUUAGUCUUAAUGUGUGUUUGCUUGUUCUUUGUUAUAAAAAAUUUUCUUAAUGUUGCAAGAGAAGCUAGUUUUGGAAGUGGUAGGUGCUCACACUUCCUUGAGUAUUUGGAGUUGUAAAACUUAUUGGGAGUGGUUGAUGUAAAACAAACUUCAAGUGCUUACAUAUAUUUUGUCUCUCUUUACAGUAGUUGAAGU